CCCCCCAUCGCGUGCGACAUGAGGGAGAAGGGCCGCAGGAAGAAGGGCAGGACCUGGGCAGAGGCCGCCAGGACGGUACUGGAGAAAUACCCCAAUACACCUAUGAGCCAUAAAGAGAUUCUUCAAGUUAUCCAGAAAGAAGGACUGAAAGAAAUCAGAAGUGGGACUUCUCCUCUUGCAUGUCUGAAUGCUAUGCUGCAUACAAACUCCCGAGGGGAAGAGGGCAUUUUCUAUAAGGUCCCAGGGAGAAUGGGAGUUUACACGCUGAAGAAGGAUGUUCCAGACGGAUUAAAAGAGCUGUCUGAUGGCUCAGAAGAGAGCAGUGACGGGCAGUCAGACUCCCAAAGCUCAGAGAACAGCAGCAGCAGCAGUAGUAGCAGUGAUGGUGGCAGUAACAAAGAAAGGAAGAAAAGCAGAUGGAAAAGGAAAGUGCCCUCUAGACUGUCACAGACAUGCUCCCCGCCGUCAGGCUGCCCGUCUCCUUCCAUCCCAGGGGGUAAAGUCAUCUCGCCAUCCCAGAAGCACAGCAAGAAGGCACUCAAACAGGCCCUGAAGCAGCAGCAACAGAAGCAGCAGCAGCAGCAAUGCAGAGCAGGCAUGCCUGUGUCUUCUAACCAGCAUCUUCUACUGAAGACUGUGAAGUCAGCCAGUGACUCCACACCUGCUAAACCUGCUUGGGAAGGAAGGCAGUCAGAUGGACAAUCAAGCAGCCCUCAGAACUCCACCUCCAGCUCCUCUCCCUCUGUGAAGGCUGAUAACUCCCUGCCAGGCUUGGGGAAGAAACCAUUCCAGAGAUCGGACAGACUCCAUGCAAGGCAGCUGAAGAGGACGAAAUGUGCUGAAAUUGAUGUGGAAACACCUGACUCCAUCUUAGUGAACACAAAUCUGCGGGCGCUGAUCAACAAGCACACAUUCUCUGUCCUACCCACAGACUGUCAGCAACGGCUGCUACUGCUGCUCCCAGAGGUGGACAGGCAGGUUGGGGCAGACGGUUUGAUGAAGAUGAGUGGCUCAGCACUCAACAAUGAGUUCUUCACUUCAGCUGCCCAAGGCUGGAAGGAGAGGUUGUCAGAAGGUGAAUUCACCCCAGAAAUGCAACUGAGAAUACGUCAGGAGAUUGAAAAGGAGAAGAAGGUGGAGCUAUGGAAGGAACGAUUCUUUGAGAGUUACUAUGGUCAAAGUUCUGGAAUGAGUCCUGAAGAAUCCAAGAGACUGACAACAUACACCAGCACUCCUGAAACACAGGCCAGGAAUCCACCAGCUGAACAGAUGAAAUGCAUGCCAGUCUCCAAGGCACCACCCAGUAAAGAAGAGAGAACUCCUCUGUCAGAGUCUAAAGCACAAGCAGUGCAGGUACCACCACCAGCAGUGAAAAAAGGAGGAGAGGAAAAAAGAGAAGAUGUGCAUCCCCAAUCAGGCAAACCUGCAGCAUCAGUAAAUUCCUCAGAUAACAAUGCACUGAAACUUAAUGACCAAACUCUCUCUAGGCCUCUGAAGGGUACUGAGGAAUCCAUGCAAGAGAAGCCACAAGCUGCCUCUGGUCAGAAGCCAGAACAAGAAAGACAGCACACUCCAUCCAAGGAUCUGUCAGUAAAGGAGGACACAAGCACCUCAGCCUUGGCCCCAAACAAACCAAAGAGCCCCAAAGCAGGCGAAGCGGUGGCAAGCAUGGCGAGUCAAGUGACUCCACAGGAGACACCUAAAAAGGAACCCCCUGCAACUGAACAAAUGGAUGUCAGUGCUGAGGGCCUCAAGAGGAAGUCAGAGAGUCAGGAAGAAGCACCAAUCAGUCCUGAAAAAAAGCCACGAAUCAUGGACAGCUGCCAGCACCAGCAGUCAUUUCGGACCCAACCACAGUCCUUUCCUGCGGCUGGGGAGGGGGCACAGGGGCGAAAGGUUCCCCCACUCAAGAUUCCUGUCUCCAGAAUCUCCCCGAUGCCAUUUCUUGCUAGCCAGGUCUCUCCCAGGGCUUACUUUCCAACCUCCGUCACCAGUCCGGGAAGAACAGGGGCCAGGACUUUGGCAGACAUCAAAGCAAAAGCCCAGCUGGCCAAGGCCCAGAGGGCAGCUGCUGCAGCAGCAGCAGCCGCCGCUGCUGCCUCCAAUGGGGGAGCCAUCCCAGGGCCUGGUCCAGGAGGGGGAGGAAGAGAGGAGAAGAGUAGUACGGCAACAAAUGGAACCAAUGAAACUGGAAGUAAAGGCAGAGCACUGGAACUGGCAGGAACUGGAAGCGGGGGAAGUACGAGAAGGCCUUUUCCCCAUUGUCCAGGGACCCAUUCCCAAGCGGAGACCCAGGCCACAGAGCGGACAUCACCUCUCAGUGUCUCUAGAGCACAACUACAGCAAACGCCCACAGUGCAAUCCAGAACUGCAACCAGCAACAAAGGCAAAGAUUCAUCAUCACCAGCUCCACCAGCAUUAGAGAAAAUGAACAGAAUAAAAGUGAGCCCUCCAAAUGUGACUGUAAGUCAGGUUUCCAGACCAUCCGUGGUCUCAAGCCACAUAUAUACUCUCAGUAAUGACAGACAAGAGAAAGCACCUUCAGCUCCAGCAGCUCUAAGCCAGAUCUCAGGGGCACCACCUGUCAGGGAUGAAGCAGUCUAUGUCAAUGUAUCCAGAGCAGGUGCUGACAAAAAUGUGACUAAGUCAGCACUUACUGCCACCGAAGAGAUCAGCUUAAGUAUUCCUAAGAGCAAACCUCUUUCCCCUCGGAUGUCUUCGCAGGCAGUGGUAACCUCAGAAACUCAGGCUGCUGUUAUGGUAGCAUCUACUAUCUCUACUCCAUCCUAUAGCACUUUGUCAGUAGCCCCUAGCCUUAAAGUACAUAUAGCUCCCUUGAGCACAAGUGGGCCCCUCCUGAAGACAAGCUCCAGUAUUCCUGCUAACAAUCCCUUGGUCACCCAGCUGCUCCAAGGUAAAGAUGUCCCAAUGGAACUAAUCAUGCCUAAGCCUCUCACCAAAGUAGAAAUGAAAACUGUCCCACUAGCUCCAAAUGAAUCAAAAGGGUCGGCAUUUUCCAGUGCCACAAGCACAGCUGGGAAUGGCUCUGGAGGGGAAAGUGGUGAGAGACAAUCAAAUUUAGCCAUGCAGCAACUUGGAAAGAUAUUUUUCCCAAGCAGGCAGUUGCCCCAUGUUCCAAGGACCUUUCCCCUCUUUUCCGGAAAGGACCUGAGGAGCACUAGUAUCGACCAAUACCAGUGCCAAGAGGCACUCGACAAAGCCACUCAAGAGCAGAUCCUUCAGACUCUUAUCAAGCGGGUCCAGAGGCAGAAUCUAUUCUCAGUCUUGCAGCCUUCACAGCUCAACCUCGUUCACUCAGGUUUCCAGUUAGACAACAGCUCCACCAGUCAGAGAUUCAUGCUGGGUUUCAUGGGCAGGAGGACAUCCAAGCCUGCCAUGUCUGGCCAUUACCUGCUGAAUAUUUCCACCUAUGGUCGCGGGUCGGAGAGUUUCAGGAGAGGUCUGUCCAUGAAUCCUGAGAACCGCUUGUGUCUGAAUGAUCCUUCUGAUGAUCCAAAAAUAGAAUUUGGGGAAUGUGAAGAAAUAGCUGGCAGUGGUAGCAGCAGUGAUGAAGGAGAUGCAGAUGAUGAGAGUACUGGUGAUGAACAUGAACAUAUCAUUGUAAAAGAGGAAUCCCUGGUUUCCCAGGUCUCUGGCCAGCAUGAAAGAGAACAGAGAUCACACAGUGUAAACGCUUCUUCAGAUUGCAAUUUGCCUGUUAGACAGAAUGUAAAGAAGGAGGCCGUCUUAUCUCAGCAAGCAGCAGCCAGCCAGGAGAGUGUUCACCAGUUCCCAGGAGGCCAGGUGUUUGAUGGAACUGCAUUAGCAAGAGAUUUAAUUCAGGCAGCCCAGGAGCAAAUGGCACAUGCUAUGAGGGGAAAAAUGAUGCACAGCAAAGCUGAGGCUUACAGCGCUUCUGCACCAUCUGCAGACUCUGUGUUGCAGCAACCUCCACUGCUUUCCCAUUCGCACCCUCCAAAGCUAUAUGGAAACACUGCAGCACAGCUCAUUGGUCCUAGUUAUAGUGGCACUAUAAAUGUCUCCACCUCUCCCGACGUGAACCAAGGGUCUCUCAUGACUGGGCUAUCCGAGUGCAAUCAGUUGGCCAGUAGCAUGGGGAACGUCAUGUCUUUCUCUGUGACUGUAACCACCAUUCCCGCCAGCCAGGCUAUGAACCCUGGCAACCACAAUCAGACCAUCCCAGUUCAAGCCUUUGGUGAUGACAACAACAUGGAGGAUUCGCCUUCUAAAUGCUACUGCAGGUUGAAAGCCAUGAUCAUGUGCAAGGGUUGUGGUGCCUUCUGCCAUGAUGACUGCAUCGGCCCCUCUAAGCUCUGUGUCUCCUGCCUUGUAGUACGGUAA
Molecule: messenger RNA, 4362 nt
Organism: Emys orbicularis (European pond turtle)
Lineage: Eukaryota; Metazoa; Chordata; Testudines; Emydidae
Gene: ASXL2
Product: ASXL transcriptional regulator 2
Exons: 13
Coding region: 19-4362 (1447 amino acids)
Biological process (GO): animal organ morphogenesis; positive regulation of transcription by RNA polymerase II
Cellular component (GO): PR-DUB complex
Molecular function (GO): chromatin binding; peroxisome proliferator activated receptor binding; DNA binding
Source: RefSeq, a predicted model, not a curated record